AUACAUGAAUAAGAAAGCUCUAUCCCCCCACUCUUUUUGUGUCUCUACUCUUACUCUUAUGUCUAUUGCUCUUCCUUGUUAUUUCACAACUUUAUUCCUACUUUGCCCAUAUAAUUAUCGCUUAUCAGAUUAGCCUAGGUGUUACAGUUAAUGAGUUUCUGCGAAAAAAGGACACCCCCGAUUAGAGCCCAACAUCUUAGGCCCAUAGGAUAGUAGUCCGUAAACUGCAGCCAACCAACCGCCAUCCAUAGACCAUGACCGAAACCCCACCAAACUAACCAACCAAUUGUCAGCCAAAUCCAACGGCCACCACACCGUCUUCCUGCCUCCUUCCCCCGCCUUUCCUUUCCUUCCUCCGUCCCCGAUUCACUUCUAUCACAAAUCCACAUCAGCCGGCGACGGCGAGAAUACCACAUCUCCGACAGCCAUGAAACCACGUUUCCAAACCCUAUCGAGGGCUCUUCGCUCCUUCUCCACUACGAUCGAGCCCACGAAGCCCCAAUUCGAGCAGACCCUGGCCAGCCUGCGAGCCCGAUUGGCUGAUGAAUCCCCCAUAAUCUCCGACUUCGUCGACCUCCAGUCCAACGACUCCUACUCCGUCGAGGUCGGAACCAAGAAGAAGCCGCUUCCCAAACCGAAGUGGAUGAAAGAAGCGAUUCCCGGUGGGGAGAAGUAUGUUCAGAUCAAGAAGAAGCUGAGGGAAUUGAAGCUCCACACUGUCUGCGAGGAGGCGAAAUGCCCUAAUUUGGGGGAGUGCUGGUCCGGCGGCGAAACAGGGACUGCUACGGCGACGAUUAUGAUUCUGGGAGAUACUUGCACGCGUGGGUGUAGGUUUUGUAAUGUGAAGACGUCGAGAACUCCUCCGCCGCCUGACCCCAACGAGCCAGGAAAUGUGGCUGAGGCAAUUGCGUCGUGGGGACUGGAUUAUGUGGUGAUUACCAGUGUCGAUCGUGAUGAUUUGGAUGAUCAGGGCAGCGGCCAUUUUGCUGAAACCGUGCAAAAGUUGAAGGCUUUGAAGCCUAACAUGCUUAUAGAAGCAUUGGUUCCUGAUUUCCGAGGGGACUCUGGUUGUGUUCAGAAGGUUGCAACAUCAGGAUUGGACGUCUUUGCUCACAACAUUGAGACAGUUGAAGAGCUUCAAAGUGUUGUAAGGGACCACCGUGCUAAUUUCAAGCAAUCUUUAGAUGUUCUAAUGAGGGCCAAAGAGUAUGCCCCUGCUGGAACGCUCACCAAGACAUCGGUAAUGCUGGGAUGUGGUGAAACACCUGAACAAGUUAUGAAAACUAUGGAGAAAGUGAGAGCUGCAGGUGUUGAUGUGAUGACUUUUGGUCAAUAUAUGAGACCAUCCAAGCGCCAUAUGCCGGUAUCUGAAUACAUUACCCCUGAGGCCUUUGAGAAGUACAGAGUUCUAGGCAUGGACAUGGGAUUUCGGUACGUGGCAUCUGGUCCAAUGGUUAGAUCAUCAUACAAGGCGGGCGAGUUCUACAUCAAAUCGAUGAUUGAGUCGGAUCGCACAGCUGCAUCUGUAUCUUAAGAUGAAUCUUGUGCAUUUGUCCUUUUGUUCCACAUUGGAAACAGCCCCUAUCACUUUCAUUGGAAGUAAAGAUCCAUGCAGCGGGAGAUUACAUUACAUUAAUGGCACGUACAACAAAACCUGGGUGAGCUGUUCUUGGGAUUCGGAUUAACGUGAUGUUAAGCGUCACUGUUCUUUACUCGGUCCUCCUGGCUGUAAAUUUCAAUAAUUGUAAUGUUGUAUUGGAUAAUCCAAUCCUUCCCUGUUUCUCUGGUCCUGCAAUUUUUUUGUUCUGUUCUGAUGAAUUUGUUUGGUCCCUGAAUGUUUGAGCAAGGAAAGGCCAUGAAUCGUAGUGUUUAUAUUUGCUGCAGCCUUGUCGAGAAUUAGAGGCGACCAACAUAUGAAGUGAAAUGAUUGGCUUUGCUCUUUGCGUGUCUCGUUUCGAAUUCUUGUAAAUUUGUUCUCCAUAAGCAGUUCAAGACACUACCAUGAAAGGAUCACAGUUCUACUCUCCAUAUCACUACCUCGAAAUCGAACCUGUGGAACUGAAUUGUGUUGGUUGAUAUGGUGGCGAACUCUAAUGUGACUUGCGGCUAUAUUGGUUGUCUCCUGAUUCGUGAUGUUCUUUGUUCUCUAGGAGAUGAGUCGUUAUUGAUGAACUGAUUUUCGGCUAAGCCCAUUUCCAAACCGAGGAUGGGAAAGGCGAAAUGCAGGCAACAUUUGUAGCAGUAUACUAUAAUAUAAGGCUAGUGUUAAU
Messenger RNA from Linum trigynum, 2270 nucleotides. The record is from the annotation of a GenBank genome assembly. Lineage: Eukaryota; Viridiplantae; Streptophyta; Magnoliopsida; Malpighiales; Linaceae.